Molecule: messenger RNA, 1693 nt
Organism: Polyodon spathula (Mississippi paddlefish)
Lineage: Eukaryota; Metazoa; Chordata; Actinopteri; Acipenseriformes; Polyodontidae
Gene: ptpn2b
Product: protein tyrosine phosphatase non-receptor type 2b
Exons: 9
Coding region: 105-1358 (417 amino acids)
Biological process (GO): protein dephosphorylation
Molecular function (GO): protein tyrosine phosphatase activity
Source: RefSeq, a predicted model, not a curated record
GUCAGCACACAGAGAUUCCGUUUUUUUCUUUCCGCUUUGGUGAAUGGAAACUGAGGGUUAGGGUUAGACGUAAACGUUGAAUUUAAUAUUUUUGUUAAAUAAUAAUGGACCAGGAGUUUAAGGAUAUGGAUUCUGUGGGUCAGUGGUCGAGUCUUUACAUGGAAAUUCGGAACCAAUCCCAGGACUGUCCGUUCAAAGUGGCUAAGUUUCCAGAGAAUCAAAACCGAAACAGAUACAGAGAUGUCAGCCCUUUUGACCACAGUCGUGUUAAACUACAAAAUGCAGAAAAUGAUUAUAUCAAUGCCAGUUUGGUUGUAAUGGAAGAAGCCCAAAGAAGCUACAUUUUAACACAGGGUCCACUUCGUAACACUUGUGACCAUUUCUGGUUGAUGAUAUGGGAGCAAAAGAGCAAAGCUGUUGUAAUGCUGAACAGAGUCAUAGAGAAAGGAUCAGAAAAAUGUGCACAGUACUGGCCAACAAGCGAAGAUCAUGAAAUGUUUUUUUCGGACACAGGAUUUCGUGUAACGCUGAUGUCUGAAGAUGUUAAAUCUUACUACACAGUACGAGUACUGGGGUUGGAAAAUAUGAGUACUGGAGAAACCCGAGAGAUAUAUCACUUUCAUUAUACCACUUGGCCAGAUUUCGGAGUACCAGAAUCUCCUGCUUCAUUCCUUAAUUUUCUGUUUAAAGUCAGGGAGACUGGCUGUCUCAGUUCAGAGCAUGGGCCUGCUGUGGUUCACUGCAGUGCUGGAAUUGGACGCUCUGGGACAUUCUCACUGGUAGACACUUGUAUUCUUUUGAUGGACAAGAGGAAAGAUCCUUCCUUUGUGAACAUAAAGAAGGUAUUACUUGAUAUGAGAAAAUACAGAAUGGGACUUAUCCAGACACCAGAUCAACUUAGAUUCUCAUACAUGGCAGUAACAGAAGGCGCAAAGUACAUAAUGGGAGAUUCCUCUGUACAGAAGCAGUGGAAAGAGCUUUCAAAAGAAGACCAAGAACCCAUCUCCUAUUCUGCCCCCUCUCAACCUCCCAAAAACACAACUGAGAAGUUCAACGGGAACAGCAUGCCUCAUUUAGAGGAAGACGAUCCUGAAGUUAAAAGACUAACUACAACACACAUAUCCAGGAAAGUGCAGGAUAAUAUUGAUGGGAACACAGAAAGUGUUCGCAAACGACGACACAGAGAAGACAGGAUCUCAAGCACUGCACAGAAGGUUCUGCAAAUGAAACAGAAGUUAAGUGAAGCAGAGAGAAAAAGAAAAAGGUGGUUAUAUUGGAAACCUAUACUCAUUAAAGUUGGGGCAGCUACUGUACUUGCUAUUGGAAUAUAUGUUUCUUGGAGAGUAUAUGUCCAAUGAAAGUUGGUAUUUUAAUUAUACAGUAAGGUGUGUUUCUUUGCACCUGAUGUGACACACUUUUGUUUAUUGUCAAUGCAGUUGCAUUGGGUCACAUUUCUUAAGGUCAAAAAAGAAAUGCACUAGAUCAGAUUUUGGGGGAAAUGAAUAAUGCUAUCACAAUGUAAUAUCUCAGGGUAUUUUGGCUGCAGGUACGAUUGGUGCCAAAUAAAAGUAUUAUAGACUUUGAAGUGAUUUCUACUAAAUGUUUAGGUCCAUGCGUGUGCUUUUGAUCUUUUUGUACUUGUUUCCUAAUUUGUAUUAUUUUAACAUUACCUUGAUCUGCACAUUUGCAGGAU